AUGGCGAGCGGCCUGGGCUAUGGCGACCAGUCUGGUUUACGAUCCGAGGGAAGAGAGCCGGGAGCGAGGAGGAAGAAGCUAGCAGGCUAUCUCAAAGCGGCCAAUGAGCUGCGGCAGAACUACUUCAGUGGAGAUACUACCGUGGAGAGCCAUGGCCCUGAAGAUGGGCCAGGGGCGUUUCCAGAGGCUGCAGUGGUUCGCAGUGGCAACGAGGAGAUGAUACUCUUCCCUAGCUAUGCUAGAAAGCAUGUCGAGAGCAAGCGACCGCAAGCAGCGACGCCUGGACGAGAGAUGACAGAAGAAGAGUACUGGCGGCGAGAAUGGGAGAAGAACGAGGACAUUAAUGCUAUGGUGGAUGUCGAUGUCCGUGGCUGGAUAUACACGCCUCCUAGAGGUCCACAUACCCGCAAGCAGCGCCUGUUGAUUGGCCUUGCGAGGCAACUAUCUGGCAUUCCUGCUCCUCCGUCCAACAAGCCGGGCGAGUCGAGUCAGUCUAGCACAGCACCCAGUCGAAAUGCUAGCCCUACGCGACAACAGGAUGAGGAUCUCAUCAACUUUGAAGCUGACCAGAUCGUUCGGAGAGGACAAGAAGAGGAGCGCUAUGCUAGCCGCGGUGCCUUUUACGAGAAGCCCGGCCAGGGCAAGGAUACGGACAGUCUGUACGGCGACGCUCAGAACAACGCAGAUAGAGGCCGACACAGCGCAUCGUACGCCAGCACCGUGUCUUCUCAAGAUUCUGAUCCUGGAACGACUACUCCAGUCCAGAAGCGGUCGUCAUGGCCUGCUGCGCCAGCGAAGAUGUCCUCAGCCGAACUGCACAUGGCCAACACGCAUUUGAUGACGCGCUUGAAACCCUUCAUGGCGAAUCCACUCGCCAACACAGCAAUGAGUGCUUUCUUCUACAGCGAGUCGGCAUCAAGGCAGCGAACAGUCUACACGGAUGCGUCUGGCCACUUCAGCUUUCGCGCGGCUCUGGACUUCACACCAACUCAUGUUCGGGUCCUUGCUGGAGAAAAGUUGUCUGCCACCGAGGAGGUCCAUGUAACUUCACCGAAAGGCGUCAGCCUUAUAAGCGACAUUGAUGAUACCAUCAAGCAUUCUGCCAUCAGCGCCGGAGCCAGGGAAAUCUUUCGCAAUGCAUUCAUUCGAGAUCUUGGCGACCUGACGAUAGAUGGCGUUCGCGAAUGGUACAACACAUUGCAUGAUAUGGGUGUGAAGAUACAUUAUGUGUCGAACUCACCAUGGCAGAUGUAUCCAGUUUUGACGAGCUACUUCAAGCUUGCGAACCUACCGAAAGGCUCAUUCCAUUUGAAGCAGUAUUCCGGCAUGUUGCAGGGUAUUUUUGAGCCCGUAGCAGAACGCAAAAAGUCAUCUCUGGACAAGAUCAUGCGAGACUUUCCCGACAGAAAAUUUGUCCUCUGUGGUGACAGCGGAGAAGCUGAUCUUGAAGUAUAUACCGAAGUUGCUUUAGACAAUCCUGGCAGAAUACUGGGCAUUUUCAUUCGAGAUGUCACGACAACGGUCAAGACGGGCUACUUCGAUCCUAACAGUCCACCUGGAAGCAGAGGCCAUACGAGAAAUCAUUCCCGUGACAAAAGUGGAGAUUCUCUCGCCAUGUCGAAGCGCAUUGCGCGACCGCCGGAUAUUCGCGACGACAAUGAAGACCUCAAGACGGCUAUUGCCGCAUCACUGGAGGACAUGGAAGCCGAGGCACGCCGUGCUCGGAGAUCGAUCAACCCAGAUGCCAUACCACCCGAAACCAGGCGAUCUUUACGAGGAGGCCACGAAACCGCACCAGCGAAACCGAACCUUCCGCCUCGCCCACCAACUCAUGCCGCAACCUUUGGAGGUAGUAUGGCAGCAUCGCCGGAAGAAGACCUGAUUGAUUUUGCCGAUCCACCACCGACGCAACCGUGGCUCGCUCCGCCAGUUCGGAAACCUUCUACUCAACUGGGUCUUAAGCCAACACCAUCACCUCCACCACCGCCAAAGCCUGCAGGGCUGCGGAGUCCCACUCCUGAACAGAGCUCGAAAUCACUGGAGAGCGCGAGUAAGACGCCGCCGCCUCGGCCUGGGAAGCCUUCUAGUGCAGUGAAGCCUGCCAAUCUCCCUCAGAUCCAGACACAUCAGCCAUCGCCCUUGUCCCAGGUGACGAGGCAAGAGUCGACCAGAAAGCCGGCUCCUCCCCUACCGAUGCGACCGAAGACCUUCAGGAAUACCAUCGUUCAGGCCUUGCCCGGUACAGGUGCAUACUGGCAGGGAGACGCAGGCACGAGCCGAACCAGGCCUCUCAGCAGCCGCAGUCAACCUACAUCUCCCCUCGCCAGGCCAAUGUCCAUGAAGAAAUCUUUCGAGGACCUCAAUCUUCCAGAAGGCGCUCUGAACCAGAAUCCUCCAGCACCGCCGCCACCACGCCGAACAGGCUCUUCCUACUCCCUUGCACAGGUGCGUCGACGAUCUUCGAACCGACGCUCGGGCGCUUGGGACAUGGACGAUGGACCAGCAGGUAGCCCAGGAGACGGCGUAAGCAAGAAAGAAUUCAUGUGGAAGCAACGAUGGGCUCGUGCACAGAAUCUCCUGGAGAGGAAUGGAGUCACAUUGCGGAGUUGGAGGGUCGGUAGUGACGUGGCGGAUGUGUGUGUCAAACUCAUAGAGCAGGAAUUGAGAAAGAUUGAAUGGGAGGAGCGAGGGAAAGGUAAUGGAAAUGGGAGUGCGAGAUGA
Lecanosticta acicola is the source of this 2721-nucleotide messenger RNA. The record is from the annotation of a GenBank genome assembly. NCBI's taxonomy places the organism in Eukaryota, Fungi, Ascomycota, Dothideomycetes, Mycosphaerellales, Mycosphaerellaceae.